Messenger RNA from Parnassius mnemosyne (clouded apollo), 3857 nucleotides. The record is from the annotation of a GenBank genome assembly. Lineage: Eukaryota; Metazoa; Arthropoda; Insecta; Lepidoptera; Papilionidae.
GGGGGGUAAAGAGGCCCAAAUUACAACUGUUACAUAUAGUACAGUAAAUGCACUGGCAUGUGCAUAUUUAAAAAUUAUACCGGUCGAGUUGUAUGGACCUAGAGGAAAGUUCAAGACCACAGCUCUUCUGGAUGAAGGAUCAACCAUGACACUCAUAGAGGAGUGGAUGGCUCAGAAAUUAGCGCCUCGCGGACCCAAAGAAGAAUUACGUAUUGAGGCCGUAGGAGGCAAGCGAAUCAACGACAACAGUUCGUAUCGCUUAAAUAUUAAAAUCAGUGGCAUUUUCUCGAGCGACUUAUAGGAGAUAAGUGUACAAACAAUUAAGUCACUUAACCUUUCUCCGCAGUUGGUGGGCCGAGAAUUAUUGCAACGGUGUUGUCAUUUGACACCGAUUAAGGACGAGUUGAUUUAUGAGAGGUCCAGACCUACCAGAUUAAUUGGCCAGGACAAUUGGCAUCUCAUGAAUUACUCGUGAAUUAAUUUCAGGAGGUAAGAACCUACCUGUAGCAUCGCUCACCAAACUUGCAUGGGUUUUACAUGGUCACAUAUCGGGUGGCAUUAAACGAAUCAAGAUUGUUAACCACAUUUCCACCAAGAAGGAGGAGGACAUGGAGAAGUUAAUCAAGGAUUAUUUUAGUUUGGAAUCUUUGGGGGUGUCUGCGCGUAAGCCCGCAAACGACCCAGAAGAACGAGCUUUAAAUAUUUUGAACAAAUCGGUACGUCGUAUACCUAAUAAUAGGUACGAGACUGCUUUGUUAUGGCGCACAGAUAAUGAGUGCAUGCCAUCGAAUAGAGCGCAGGUUGAAAGUCGCCUGUUUAAUAUCGAAAGGAAGCUCGAUAAAAAUAGCGAGUUGAAAAAAGAAUAUGAGAAGCAAAUUGAAAAUCUCAUCGUUAACAGUUACGCAGAGAAAGCGAACCAUAUUUCCAUUUCCCCACGAACGCGGUAUCUUCCUCACUUCGCAGUGGCUCACCCACAAAAAAGGAAAAUAAGAAUAGUUUUCGACGCCGCCGCAAGGACGGACGGACGUUGUCUCAAUGAUGCAUUGUUAACCGGACCGGACUUAUUGAAGUCGUUAUUUGGCGUUCUGCUACGAUUCAGAGAAGGAAGCGUGGCAGUAAUGGCGUGAUUCUUAUGGCGGCACAAUCGUGACGCGCCACCGGAAGAGUAUAGAAUGACGUCACUCAUAUUUGGAGCGGCAUCAUCGCCAUGCAUCGCUAUAUAUGUGAAGAAUAGAAAUGCGCAGGAUAACGCACAUCUCUAUCCAGAAGCAGCUUUCGCGACGGAAAGCAAUUUCUAUAUGGAUGACUAUCUACAGGCAUUUCCCGACCUGACGACGGCCGAAAGGAUAGUAAACGAUAUGUAUGAAUUACAUAAACGUGCUUCUUUCCAGCUAAGGGGAUGGGCUAGCAACCGACCCGAGGUUUUAUGUAAAAUGGAAAAUAAAUAUAAGAGCGACAGUGUUUCGUUGGGAGAUAAGGAGCACACAGAACGCACUUUAGGUUUGAUCUGGAAUAUCAAACGAGAUAUAAUAAGUUUCUCCAUAAGUCUUUGUAACACACCGGGAGAGUUGAUGGAAGGUUUACGACCGCCUACGAAGAGGGAGAUAACGAGCGCUGUGAUGUCAGUCUUGAUCCUUUAGGACUCGCAUCACCCAUAACGAUUCAAGGGAAGUCGCUAAUGCAGCAAGCAUGGAGGACAGGCAUCUCUUAGGAUGAACAAGUUCCACACGAAUUACACGUGUUAUUAUUUUGUAAAUGGAUAUCGGAAGUGAAGAAAUUAGGUCAUUUAGAAGUACCUAGACCCGUUGCCGAAGGUGUUGGCAGGGGGGAGUUACACACUUUCACGGAUGCUAAUGAGAAAGCCUACGCCGCCGCGGUGUAUUACGUCACCACGGACGAGGUCUUGAUAAUAGAUCAUUCGUUGCCACGAAAUACGUGGCCGAAAGGCAAGAUUAAUAGGACGCUACCGGGACCAGACGGUCACACUAGAGUGGUUGACGUCAUUACUAGCACAGGAGGCCUACUCUCUUUCUCCGAAACGAAACUUCGUUAACGAACGAAAUUUAAACGAAGUUUCGACGCGCACGCAAAGUUCGAGUCCAAAGACAAUUUUCGUGAACGAAUGGAACGAACAAUGUUAUGUAUUUUACGAAUUUAUUAAAAUAAUCGUGGUUUUUUAUGCAUAUUAUUCCAAAAAAUCUUACACAAGCAAUAAAUAUACAAGUUUUCGAAGAAAAUCACAGUGACACUAAAAUAACCCUUUCAAUGACCGUUAACCGACUAAGUUAAGGUGUACAAUAAUAACAAACGGUGUUUAUAGUAUCCUAUAACAACCAAACUUAUCCGUAUUAUCACAAUGCUGUCAGUCAUCACUUGUGGAUUUUUUGUUUGCAUUCUUUGAAAGUUUGAAUAGUUUUAAGUUUGUUUCUCAAGCUCAAGUGUAAGACGUAGGUAGAGAUUCUUUCCUGUGUGCUCAAGUGAAGAGUUAUUAAUAUGUUUUGUUUUUUUCUUUGCCUACUUUGCAAACGCGAUACACAUUCCCUGACAAAGUUUCAAUUUCAAGUCGCAGUCUUCAUAUGGGCGUCCUUUGGUCCACAAAGACUUCUAUUUGGUUUAAUUUGGUUUUAUAUUCAGAAAGAGUGUAAGUAAUGUUAAUUGUUUUGCACUUAUAAUACUUCCAUAACAUAUUUUUUUGUAAUAAUAGGUACCUAUAAUUUAUUUUCAUCUCAUCUUUCAGUGUAAAAUAAUGGCUCCACAUACGGGUUCGGCUACUCCUGAACAAAUUGAUGCACUCCUCAAUUUCCUGGACGAGCAUAGGGAUCUUGCUCGCGGGAGAUUGAGGAGUCUAGAAGGAAAAGUCCAGGCGAAGAGGCUGUGGGAUGAAUUGUGCAAUACGCUCAAUUCCAUGGGCGGUUGCACAAAGACAGUUCAGCAGUGGCAAAAGGUAUGGUUUGAUAGAAAACAUCUGGCCAAAAAAGCCGCUGCUGAUUCCCGGAGGUCGGCUUCAAUGACUGGAGGUGGUCCAUCAGUGGCACCCCAACUCUCCCAUUCGGAAUUAAAAGUCUUAUCCAUAAUGGGAGAUGGGUUCGGUGACCGCCAAAUUGGAGCCAGAGUGCCAGCUUUCACUGAAACGAAUGAAUCCAGACCAUCAACCUACAGUCUAGGAAGCCAACUGCAGCAGCAGAGCCUGGACUUGCAUGUAGAAGUUGAGGAGUACGCCGACCCAAGCAAAGAAAGCCAGCAGGUCUACUCUAAUUCAACGAAAAACGAAAUUUCGAUCGAAAUUGAUACACAAGACAGGUAUCUUGAGGAGACCUACAUCCAGAAUAAUAGUCCUGGUACCCACGACGCCUCCCAAAUUAUGGUGCUGAUGCACGGGGAGGGGGGGGGGGGAGAUUGUUGGCGACACGUCUAUAAAAAACAUUUCAAUUUAUUAGUUUACCGAUUACGGAUGGUAUCUAAAAUCAAAAUUAUCAAGCAAUAAUAAUCUUAUAAUAAAACGCUUAGUUAAAUCUUAAAGAAAUAUCGAAUUAAUAAUUUGAAGGUCUUGGAUUCGAUUCCCAAGCCGGACUAGUUCGUCGUUUUCUUAGUAAUAUUUUCUUAAUAAAUUCAUAUAGGGAAUGUUUAAGAUGUAAAUUAUGUUUCCGGGUUCAGUUCCCCGGUUGAAAUUACCUUUUCAAUGAUAUUGUUAAUUUAAAGAAAUAUUAAAAUAAAGUUGGAGACCAGGAUUUGUUCCCAGGUCGAAAUGAUCACUUUGUGUAUAAGUGGAACUAAUGUAAAAUAUUGCAUAUAUUAUCUUAUAUAAGUUGAAUACAUUUUGUAUGAAAAAUAAAAUGUCUAUUUUCAAUGUUUGAUUC